AUGUCUUCGAAAUAUUCUUCGAGUUCUGGUACUAAUUCUCAAGGACCAAGCGAUCCAAAAUCUUUGUUCUGUUAUGGGUGUAAUAAGGAGAAACCUAUUCACUCCUUCUCGAAAACGCAACAAACGAAAGCGAAAUCAAACAUUCACAAUCCUUACGUGCCCGGUGGAAAAACUCGUAAAAAGCAUCAUACGAUGUGCAAACAGUGCACCCCACAACAGAAUAAUUCCUUAACUUGUAUGCUGUGUACUCGAACCAAGCCUUUGGAAGAUUUCGCGAAGGCUCAACGCAAGAAUGCCGAAAAAGCUCGUUGUUCUAAAUGCAUGGAAAAACGAAGAAAAGCCGAUGAGAACAUUUCCGAUACACCAGAAUAA
Messenger RNA from Ambispora leptoticha, 372 nucleotides. The record is from the annotation of a GenBank genome assembly. Lineage: Eukaryota; Fungi; Glomeromycota; Glomeromycetes; Archaeosporales; Ambisporaceae.